Molecule: messenger RNA, 2526 nt
Organism: Toxotes jaculatrix (banded archerfish)
Lineage: Eukaryota; Metazoa; Chordata; Actinopteri; Toxotidae
Gene: wdr77
Product: WD repeat domain 77
Exons: 10
Coding region: 284-1297 (337 amino acids)
Biological process (GO): oocyte axis specification
Cellular component (GO): methylosome
Molecular function (GO): protein binding
Source: RefSeq, a predicted model, not a curated record
AUCAACGAAGAAGAAGAGACCCGGAGCAGGAAGUGUAUGUUCGUCCGUCCCAUGUGUUGCUGUUCACUUUCUCAUUCAUUCUUCAGCAACAAUACACAUCGUGGUCUUUCUACUGCACACACGGGAAUCGAUUUUUAGGAUACGACAAAUUACAAUCUCUCCCAAAUACAACGAAGACGAAGGUGGUGUCGUCUGUGUAAGCAAAGAGUAACGCUAGCUAGCUGACGUGGAAACCGCGCUGAAGUUGUUUGCAAAAUCACAGUAAGUCAAGGGCGAUCUCUGGAUGAAAAGUGCUGUGGAUACUAGCAUGAUCAAGGAAAACCGGUGGAACAUACCCCCCAAUGCUCCAGCAUGCAUGGAGAAGCAUCUGUGCUCAGCGCAGUACAGAGCAGAUGGCACCCUGCUACUUGGUGCCUCCAGCCUCACUGGCAGGAGCUGGCAGGGAUCAGUGUGGCUCUACAGUGACCCUGAGCAGGCCCCCAAUGAGGGAUUCUGCAAAGCUGGUGUGCAGACUGAGGCUGGUGUCACAGAUGUCAAAUGGGUGUCGGAUAAAGGUGUUGUUGUUGCAUCAGACUCAGGUGCCUUGGAGCUCUGGGAACUGGCGGAGGAUGAACGCCUGCUUGUGAAUCGCUUCACUAAACAUGAGCAUGAUCACAUUGUCACUACAGUGAGCCCCAUACCUGGAGCGAGCAGUGCCAUCACUGGCAGCAUGGACUGCAGAAUUAAAGUCUGGGAUCUCAGUCAGGAGACAGUUGUCACUACCUACAGCGUUCACACACAGCCGAUCAGGUGUGUCGCCUGCAGUCCCACAGAUGAGUCUCUCUUCAUCUCCUGUGGCGAAGAUGGUCGUGUGCUGAUGUGGGACAGGAGGAAGCCAAACAAACCAGCAUCAAGAAUAGAUAUAGAGGCCCCCAUCUGCCCACCUACCACUGUAGCUUGGCACCCCCACCACAGAAGCACGGUUGCUUUUGGUGAUGAGCUGGGGAGAGUGACUGUGAAGGAUUUCCUCGGAACAGAGCCAGCGCAGGUGAAGAAUGUUCACAGCCGCAGAGUUAAUGGGCUCGCCUUCUCCACACAUAGUUCCCCCUUGCUAGCCAGCAUUAGUGAUGACUGCUCCCUUGCUGUUAUGAACUCCGAACUGCGUGAAAUACUGAGAGAUCGGCGACACCAGGACUUCGUCAAAGGUGUGUGCUGGCUCCAUGGAGGCUCUAACACCCUCACGACUGCAGGCUGGGAUCAUCUUGUGCUUCACCACACAGUUGGCUCAGCUGCUGGAGCUCCCAACUCCUCCUCUUAGACCCAACAGAUGUUCACACACCUUGGAAGAGCAUGAUUUAAAACUUAGUAAACUUGCCCCCUAUUUUUGAGGGGCGAGUCUAAAAACCUAAUAUGUUGGUGAGGACUAAUGGAUUUAAGUGUUCCACGGUCGUUCACUACUCCAGAUAUAUGCACUAUAUUUGGACUUUUGCUCUCCUCCUGUCCUGGCCUUGGUGCAUCACUGCUCUACUCUACGAUAUGGUCUCUCUCUCUCUCUCUCUCUCUCUCUCUCUCUCUCUCUCUCUCUCUCUCUCUCUCUCUCUCCACUUCUUUCAUACUGUAUAGCAUUUCCAUUCAUAUGUAAUUACAUUUGAGGCAACCCAUUUGUAUUGCAUAAUUUUACAUUAAAGGUAAAUUAAGGUUGUGAUAGCAAGAACCUUUUGACAUUUCUUUGUGUUUCCUUGAAUCUACUAUAUAUUGACAACUGCAAGACCAAAUGGGAAAAAAAUGGAGUUUGAAAGUUUUGGGCAUGAGAAGUAUUGUAGAUUGUGUUUACAAGGGUUAAUACUGAGGCCAUAUAAACCAUAUAAACCACUGCCAUGUACUUUACAUUGUCUCAUUGUCAAGGAGGCAGAUUCCAUUUACUCACUACUGGGUCAAAAGAGGGCAGUGUGUUACAUGUUCAUGUGUGACAAGAGUGGGCGGUAGGUUCAGAAGUUAACAAGAUUACUCUUGUGAUUUGCACAGUCAGUGGCAGGUAAGGCGUCACUGCUGGUCUGACAUUGAAGGCUGGACUUAAGCGUCAUAAUCAUUUUCACAUGGCACUAGCACAGAGUGUUAUGUGGCUAUUGAUGUAAAUGUUACCAUAAUAAUCUCUGUGGAUGUAUAGUGAUUCAAACAGCACUGAAAUAACUAAAACAUUUAACAGUGAGGCCCACCAUAGUGGAAGAUUGUUAUUCCACAGUAUUGCAUUUCCCAAGUUGCAUAUGUUUUAACAGUAAAAAUUGCCUUUUAGCUCAUGAUUAAAAUUUUUGGAGGCAAUUUAUUUGUCACCUGAUAUAAUACAGCACAACUAUUGUGCCAUUUGUUAAAAAAGUCCUGUCUCAAAUGCACACCCAAAUGUACAAUGUUGGCUUUACUUUUUAUCCUCUCGUUUUUACAUGAGGCUUUUGUCCUUGUGUCACCUGUCAAUUUCUGAUUUAGGGUUUGUCUCUAGGCAACUCAUGAAUUACUCUGGUAAGGACAAAAACACAUCAACAAUAAAGCAUU